CUCUCCCUCUCGCUCGUUCUGCUUAUGGCGCGCGUGUUGCUCCGCAAAAGUUCCAUCAUACUUGUCGCCUGGCAUUCCUCCUGUUGCAUUUUCCAAUAUUUUUAAAGCGAGGUACACCUCUUGCGGAGCUCUCUCUCUCACACCAUUCAAUUAUUUUGCAAAAGACAAAGCAAUAUUGAGUCAUCGUGUUUCUCAGUGAACCAGUCAUGUAUGGGACAAGAAAAAAAAACUAUGUGAUUGAAUGAGGAAAAAUUCAGGUUAAUCAGAUUUUCCAGCAAAAAUCACUAACAUGCCGAAAAUUCCAUAGAUUAUAUUAACCUUUGAAUACUAAUUUUUUUUAAAAUCUUGAGUCAGUGUGAUCUACUUUAAUCCCAGGAAAAUGACUCCCACUCUUGAAAGACAAUGUUAGUGAUAGCCUGUGUUCAACGAAUUAAGAUUCUGAACUCAUAAUUUUAUUAAAGCCCAACCUGAGUGGAAAGUAUUUUUGAAUCAAUGUGUUUUGUUUUUUCUUCAGUUCUAUUCACAAAAAUAGCACUAAGCAUUGCAGUUCUCAACUGGGUUUGGAAAGAAGUCAUGAUAUAGCUCCUCAACUCCCCUAGACACCACAAAGAUAGUCUUACUGAGUGGGCAAUUCCGCAUAACAUGUUCAAAGUUCAUGGACCAUCUAUCUUCAGUGACAUUGGAAGUCAGAAUCCAUGCGUGCUUUUGUCAAAAAUAUCAGAACUUCACUAUGCUUUUAAUCACAUAAUAACAACACCUUUAUGUUCUGUUAAAGUUUAAUUAUUGAACGGCCAUCAACUUUCAGCUUAAUGUUUGACUUGGGUUAGCCUUUAAAAAGUGCAACAAAAAUGGUGGCACAUGAUCUACCAAUUUAGAAAAUCCUACAUUAAGCUGAACUACUCCUUCCGAAUAAUCUCUGGAUAGCUACAAAUCAUCCCUCCUUCACAAAAAAAAAAAAAAAAAAAAAGUUGACUAAUUUGUAGUCAGUCAAAGCCAAGAAUGCAAACAAGAUUUGGUCAAUGUGCAAUCUGUUUGUUAUGUAUGAAUGACCCACACUCAUUUUUAUAGCUUUGUUGGACUAGGUGUACUCAUCUUCCAUCUUGUCUAAAACGUCUAUCCUGUCUAUAGCCUAUCAUGUUUGCUUUCAUGUAUCACACCAUUUUUCUUCACUUUUAAGAAAUCCCUCGAAAGGGAAGUGUUUAUAAAAUUGCAAUCAAAACAAGUGGGCCACUCAUUUUUUAAAUGUCUUUGAAUGUAUCUACAAUGGUUAUCUGUUCAAUGAAAAUAAUGCCUACAUUCAUUAUAAUAAAUUAAUUUUUUAUUGGGUUUUACUUUUGUGAACAAUCUGUCGAGCAGAAACACGCUCUUCAGCUCGCAGGUCUUUCAAGAACUGAAAGGUUUUAACAAGGCUAAUUCAUUCUAUCUAUCCUCUUGUUAUAAGACUGCGUGUGUGUGUGGGUGUGAUCGAGACCUAACAAGAAACACACAUGUAUGCACAUACAUCCAUACACAGCGACAGAAAUGUCUGCUGGCCCUGCUCUUCAUGAAUAAUUUCAAAAGCAUUUUCCUGCUCAACUGCGGUCAUACCAUACGUGAGCAUGGCGCGAAAGUAAUCCUCACUGUCCCAGAGCUGUGGCUUCAGAUCCGCCGUCAGCCAUGAGGGGCGUGUGUGUAUCAUUUUCUAAUCAGCAGGAUGCACCCACCACCAGGCUGUGAGGAACACUUCCUCCUCCAGGGGGAUGUCAAUGGCCCAGCAAGUCACUGCAGCAGCAACCCUGAGGUCGCUUGGGACUGCAGUUAGUUUCAGACAGACAUCAACAUUUUCUCGGACAAAAGCAAAUGGCGGCUUCUCCCAGAGUGACGGAGGAGCUGACCUGCUCCAUUUGUCUUGAACUCUUUGAUCAUCCACUCUUGCUGCCGUGUGCUCACACCUUCUGCCGCCAGUGCCUGCGCGACUUCUGGACACGGAGCACCGGGGCGUCUGACGGACAGCGGCGACAGGACAAGAGCAUCCUGUGCCCCAAGUGCAGGGUGGAAGUUAAACUAGGCAAGGAGGGAGUGGAUGGGCUGCCGAAGAACACGACCCUGUCCAACAUCAUCCUCAGCUUCCAGGAGGACGGACAGAGACAAAAGCCCGUUCCUGACUGCGACGUCUGUGAUGUGGAGCCACCCCGGGUGGGCUUCAAGUCCUGCAGCGAAUGCUACCUGACCUACUGCAAGACUUGUUUCGACCAGCUGCAUCCAAUGAGAGGCGCGUUUUUGCAUCACGUGAUCACAAGCCCAGCACCCUCGGAGCAACGUAAGGUCAUCCAUGCGGACACGGUAGCGCAGAGUCCCCGGGUCGACUCCCGCAAAGUGAUUAGGCGAGUACGGUCGAUGAGCCCGCUACCGAAAGAACAGGAGUAUGCAGACAGACUGCGCCGCUCCAUCACAGCCAAGCGAAAGGAGAUGAGAGAGACGCUGAAGACCGUGCAGGAUCUCCUCAAGUCCACGGAGGAUGAGACCGAAGACCAGAUGAAGCAGAUCAAGGCCUUGAGUUCACGCCUGCACGAGGCAGUGGCCGAGCGGGAAGGCGCCAUGUUGGCAGGGUGCACGCGCCGGCGUCACGAGGCGGUCACGUGCUGUUACGGCCUCAUCAGCGAUGCCCAGGCGCUGAUGCUGGAGCUCGACCUGCUGGAAGAGAAGUUCGGGCAGCUGCUGAUAAAAGCCCCCAUGGUGGACAUCUCACAGGAACUCUCAGAUCUGGAAGAAAGAUUAGCCAUUGUCAAGUCCACAACACUGAGAGGUCGCCUUCACGAAGUCCCCAGGCCACGCCCGUUACAGACAGUGCACGUGCAGCAAGUCCUGAGAGACAUGGACUUUCUUCGAGAAACAGAAAUUCCAGUGCCAGUGAUCACAGACAUUUUGCCACGCCCUGUUUCUAAGGGACCAGCAGUUAUUGAAGUCAAGUGGGCGGGGCCUGUAGCCGGCACGUGCUACAGAUUGACAGCAUGGCGUAAGACACAGAAGGGCAGAACGGAACGCCUUGUCGUUGAUGACGUCACAGGUGCAUGUCACGUGCUGCUCCUUCCAGGAGUGGACGUGCAGUACCACCUGCUGGCAGCCGCCAUCGGGAAGAAAGGAGAGGGGGAUAAGCCAGGCGUAGCUGAGGAAGUAACCACGUAUAGAGGGGAGGCAAUCAGCGAGGAGAAGGUGUUUCGUACCCUUCCCUACGUAAACUGUCUCUCCCUUCGUUUCGAUACCACGUAUUGUCACAAGCUCAUCGCCGUGUCGUCCACCCGGGAGGAAGUAAUGCACCGGAAGUGCAAGUUGGCCAACUUAAGCGAUGCCUACCCUGCCUCCACCUGUCGCCGCCUGGACACGCUAGAGGGCGCCAUGGCCGACACGCCGUUUCCGCCCUUGCCGCACAUGUACUGGGAGGUGGUGGUGCACUUCCACGUCAUCGGUCGCCUAGACGACACCAAGCUCAUCUGCGACUUCGGGGUGUGCAAGUCCGGCAUGGAAGACUCCUGCGGCCUGGUGUGCGACAACCACAAGUCGUACUGCUGCUACCUGGUGCGGCGCCAGCGCUACAUCAACCUGGAGUUCUGGAACGGCCCCAACCAGGAGAUCCUGGCCCGAGCGCUGACCGUUGCUGACCUGCAGCGUGACAACGAGAAGACGUUGAAGCUGGGUUUCUACCUGGACACGCCCCGUCGCCUUUUCGCCGUCGUCAACCCCGCAGUCGCCGCCGGCAGCGGCUCCGUGCUGGCACAGUUCCACGUCAAGUUCGCCAACCUCGUCUUCCUGUGCGGUCUGUACUGCCCGGACCAGGUGCUGGCCACCAUCAAGCACGUCCCUGUCGUCAACAUUCCCACCAUCGUCGCCAAGCUGAUGCGCGCGCAUUCCGCAGCGGCAGAGGGCGCUGCACCACGCUAACCAUGACGGAGCGGUCCUGUGUUUGUACUGUCACUUGUCAUCUCCGUUGUCAUCUCCUUUGUCAUAGUCUUUGUCGUGGCUUAUUUGUAUCUUCUUUACCUUGUUUUCUAUGUUCUGUUUGUCGUUUGUCUUCCUCAUCGUCGUCUUCGUGUUAUUUUCUCUGUCGCCGUCUUUGUCAACUAUCAGUUAUCAUGACUUUCGUCAUCCAAUGUGCUUUUCUAGACGACAGUAGAGGAAGGGACGUGUACAUAAAUGAAGACUGGAAAUUCAGCUCAGUCUCGUAUAGACUGCAAGGAAUGUUUUCGAGACGUGGAGCGUGUUUCCCACUUGUCCCUAAAUAACAAGAACCCAGCGGAGAUACAUCCUCUGACUGUUAAUGUAACUGCAAAAGGCUAGCGCUGAAGGGGAAAAGCAAGUGAGCGAUCCGUUAAAUAAGCUGGCGUGCCAUGUUUCCGCCAGGAAAGCUCUGAUUUCACUCGCAUCGAUGUCGCCAUAGACAUGCCAGCUGCAUCCUAGACAACUCGCGUGGGAUGAAAUAUAAGACCAUUCACUGAACGCUGUGGUCGCACAUCGACAACAUAAGACUGCUGUACAACUCAUGAUAAUUCGUACCACCACUACCACCACCAGCAGCACCAGCGCCAGCCACCGCCAUUACCUGUCCUUCACACUUUCAUGACUAGUUUUUCCGUCCUAUUAAAAUUUUUCUCUCUCUUUCAUCUCUUAACAUCAUUAAUAACUAUAUUAUCAUUUCCUCUGUCUUCUCCUCUUAUUGAGUUGACACAAGCAUACAAGUUUGCUAAUAACACUAUCUCAUUUUCUUAUUUAUAGGAAGCGGCUUAAAAAGUCUUAAGAGAUUAGUUUAAUUGCAAUCAACAUUUAAGUGCAAUGGAGAGCACAGGAAAGAUUAUCAAAGGUGGGAACAAUAGACAAAUACUUGUGGAUCUUCUCAAUUUUGUAUAUAUAUAUAUACUGAAUAUAUUUAAGCUUAAGUUUAAAUAGUUUUAAAAAAUAUAUAUAUAUAUUUUAAUGUCUCGAUUUCUGAGUGCUGAAUAUAUUUACAGUGGAACCUCGGUUAACGAACUUAAUCCGUUCUCGAAAGCUGUUCGUUAUCCGAAAUGUUCGUUAUCCGAAACAAUGUUUUCCAUAAGAAAUAAAGGAAAUAGAUUUAAUUGGU
Molecule: messenger RNA, 5095 nt
Organism: Pomacea canaliculata
Lineage: Eukaryota; Metazoa; Mollusca; Gastropoda; Architaenioglossa; Ampullariidae
Exons: 10
Coding region: 1840-3918 (692 amino acids)
Source: RefSeq, a predicted model, not a curated record